AUGUCUAUCGGAGAAGAAGAGAAGCAAGGCAAUGCGUCAGAGCCCAUUGCUGUGGUUGGGAUGAGUUGUCGCUUCUCUGGAGAAGCCAACUCAGUUGAAGGAUUUUGGGAAAUGUUACGCCAUGGAAGAGUUGGCCAUGGACGGGUUCCCUCAAGUCGAUAUGAAGCAUCUGGCUGGCACCAUCCUAACCAUGAACGACAAGGCGCCAUCAAUCAUGACAGUGGUUUCUUUCUAGAAGAGGACCCGUCACGCUUUGAUGCGCCGUUCUUUUCUAUCACAGCCAAGGAAGCCGCGGGUAUGGACCCAGUACAGCGUCUUCUGUUGGAGAUAGCCUAUGAGGCGUUUGAGAAUGGAGGUGUGCCCAUGGAGGAUCUCGUAGGCAGUCGCACAGCUGUGUUUUCUGGAUGCAUGACCAACGAUUACGAACUACUAUCAACAAGUGAUAUUCAUGAUAUGCCGCAUAACUCUGCCACCGGAAAUGGCAGAACCAUGUUGGCCAACCGACUUUCGUGGUUCUUUGAUCUUCGCGGUCCAAGUGUGAUGCUGGACACGGCCUGUUCUUCUAGCUUGACUGCUGCCCAUCUCGCUUGCCAGGCGCUCCGGGCAGGAGAAUGUGACAAAGCUUUAAUCACAGGUGCAAGUCUGAUCUUGUCCCCGAACUUCACUCAGCGACUUUCAUAUAUGCAUAUGCUGAGUAAAGACGGUAUCAGUCAUUCGUUUGAUGCCAAGGCAAAUGGUUACGGACGAGGUGAGGGAGUAGGAGCUGUACUACUAAAGCCCCUCAGCGCGGCUAUCGCAGACAACGAUGUCAUUCGAGCUGUGAUUCGAGGAACUGGCACAAAUCAGGACGGGCGAACGCCUGGUAUUACCAUGCCCAGUCGGAAAUCGCAAGCAGAUCUUAUCAGAACGGUCUAUGGUCCCAAUCUAUCAUCAAUGCGAGAGACGACGUACUUCGAAGCUCAUGGGACCGGGACUGAAAUUGGGGACCCGACUGAGCUUUCGGCUAUAGGCGAUACAUUUGGAGCUUUACUGACCGAUACCGAUGAACCUCUCCUUGUUGGCUCCGUGAAGAGCAAUAUCGGACAUACUGAGGGAGCAGCAGGAGUGGCAAGUAUCAUCAAGGCAGUGCUCUGCUUGGAGAAUGGCAUGCUGGUGCCCAACGCAGGAUUUGAGAAGAUCAACCCACGAAUCCAUCUCGACAAAUGGCGCAUGCGACUUAGUGAUGCGGCUGUGCCGUGGCCCUCAAAUCGCCCCCAGCGUGCCAGUAUCAAUUCCUUUGGGUUCGGCGGCAGUAAUGCCCAUAUUGUUAUAGAGAGCCUUUCCACUCACUUGGGCCGUUCCUUAGCACCAGUCGCUAGAGAAGUCGAGCCCACUCCGCAUGUGGUUGUCUUUUCCACACAAGACAAGCCGGGUCUAGCACGACUGGCUCUAAAAUGGAUCUCGUUUUUGAAGGCAAAAAUAGCAACAGGUCAGGAUAUGUCUUUGAGGGACAUUUCUUAUUCCAUGAGCUCACGUCGCUCGUUACUGCCUUUCCGAAGUUUUGCCGUCGCUAGUUCUCUUCAAGGGCUGUGCGAUGCAUUAGAACAAGACCUUCCACUUUAUCCUCGUGCUAGUCGCACUGCCCCUGCAAAUUUGGCUUUUGUUUUCACUGGCCAGGGAGCCCAGUGGGCCCAAAUGGGAAUCCAACUGCUUCAAGUUCCGGUAUUCAAAGAAAGCAUGGCACGCAGUCAAAAGAUCUUGUCAAGCCUGAACUGCCCGUGGAAUCUGGUUGAUGAAUUGCAGGCCGACAAAGCAGCCUCUAACAUGAGCCAGCCUGACAGGAGUCAAUCGAUUUGCUGCGCUUUGCAGAUUGCGUUGGUUGAUCUUCUCGCCAGCUGGGGGGUUCACCCUAAAGCGACCAUAGGACAUUCCAGUGGUGAAAUUGGCGCGGCAUACGCAGCAAGAUUUAUCACGCAUAGUGAUGCUAUUCAAAUCGCAUACUUCCGAGGAGUCUAUUCACUUCAGCUUUCUCAGAGUGAGCGAAAGGGCGCCAUGAUGGCAGUUGGACUGGCGGCUUCGGAUGCUCAGAAAUAUCUCGAGACUGUUCCUCCUGAUAGCGCUGUUGUGGCAUGUGUUAAUAGCCCCACGAGUGUUACCCUGUCGGGUGAUGCGGAUAUUAUCGAACAACUAGAGAGCCAGCUCAAGGCAGAUGGUUCCUUUGCUCGAAGACUGCAGGUUCAUACGGCUUAUCAUUCUCCGCAUAUGCGUGUAUUAGCCGACCAGUACGCGAAAUCUUUGGAGGGUAUCUCUCCUACCAGUGACCCUAAGAGCAACGUGACUAUGUUCUCUUCUGUGACCAAGAAGCAGCUGCACGCGGAAGACAUAACACCGGAGUACUGGGUAAGCAACAUGGUUUCUCCUGUGGAGUUUUCCGCUGCAGUGUCCCAGCUAGCUCGAAUGACGGAGGCGGGAAAGACUCGACGCCGUGCGGUGGCAGUCAAAUGGAGUGCUUUCCUAGAGAUUGGUCCACACGAAGCACUGAAAGGACCAUUUAAUCAGACAUUGCAGUCUCUUGGUGCCGGCGGAACCCUCACUGCCUUGCCAUAUCAGUCCUUGGUGAAACGAGGCACAGACGCGCUGCAGACCUCUCUACAGGCCGCAGGCAUGCUCUGGAGCAUUGGUUCAACGAUUGAUAUGGAAGCAGUCAACUCCAGUCUCAACCUGAUGACGCCAAAACUUCAACGCAACCUGCCGUCGUAUCCCUGGAACCACCAAUCCUCUUUCUGGCACGAGCCACUGGCAUCAGCUCGGCUUCGUCAGCGCAAAGAGCCUCGUCAUGAUUUGCUGGGAGUUCCAUUCGAUUACCAGAACGAUAUAGAGCCACGGUGGCGCAACUUUUUGCGAGUGUCUGAGACCCCCUGGCUGUCUGAUCACGUUGUUGCUGGAUCCAUUGUCUUACCAGCUGCCGGGAUGAUCGCCAUGGUAGCCGAAGCGGCACGUCAACUGUCGGACCCGAAGAAGCUGAUGGAGGGAAUUGAGUUCAACGAUAUCGCAUUCAAGCAAGGUGUCGUGGUUCCUGACAAUGACCGCGGUCUAGAGACUGUUGUACAUGUAUCUCCCCAUCGAGGCGUUCCAGGAUGGUACCAAUUCGGUAUUUUUUCGCUACCAGACGGAGCGUCUUGGAUUGAACAUGCCACUGGAUCUUUUGUGAUGCACUAUGAUGACUUAGGUGUGCCUUUGGAUGGAAAAGAAUGGCAGCGUGUUGUCGAGCGCGUGCAAAACACGCAAGCUAUCGCAUCAAGCGCUGAAAUCGAAGAUGUUUACAAUUGGCUGUCUCAGACAGGCGGCGUUACAUUGGGACCUACCUUCCGAUCAAUUGCAGAUGCUGCUUUCUGCGACGAUACUCGUUUGUUGAUCAAGGGUGUCGUACAAGAUACCCAGAGCAUCAUGCCAUACGAGAAAGAAUCUCAAUGCUUCAUGCAUCCAACUGCACUUGAUGCUCUUCUUCAGGCUGCCGUUCUGUCGUGUUCAGAAGCACUUGGAAACAAUAAUGCCAAUAUCCCCAUUGGUGUCGCGAGACUGUAUCUUCCAACCGACUUGACUCUGAAGCAAGGGGAUACAUUUGCCAUUCAUACAGAGACCCACUCGCAAGAUGGUGUAUCUCGAUCGACUUCGAUAGCAUCGGAUCCAUCUUGGUUGCAGCCGCAUGUUGUUCUUCAAGGUAUUCAGCUUGGCCGUGUACCUAUGAGCAAAAAGACUACCGACCAGACUGGCUUGGGUUCCGGUAUCAGCCGAUUUUCUUCCCUUUCCUGGGUAGAACAUCUUGAAAAUCCAGUUUGGCGUACUCUAGCGGCCGAGUCCCAUCAUGAUGCGUUAGAACAGUGGAUACGGCGCUUCUGCAACAUAUAUGGCGAUGCUCGAGUUCUUGUCAUUAUAGCAGCUGAGCCUGACAGCUCACUGCUAUCGCGUUUGCAGUCAUUUGCGCCUCAUGUUCAACAGCGACCGCGCCUACAGGAGCUGACUUUUGCUCAUGUUGGUCCUGACGAUAUAAGCGAAAGCGAUAGCGCGAACAUCCAACAGCUGUUCCCUGGUUCUAUAAUGCACCAUGUCACUUCAAUCAAUGAGCUUACCCCAGAAAUUCUCGGUGAGAACCUCUAUGACGCAGUGCUGGUGAACCAAGCAAAUGCGAAGACUGCAUUAGAUACCAGCGCUCUUCUUGAAUCUCUUGAAUCUGUCACCGAACCAGAUGGAUGGUUGGCUAUUCGAGCACAUGCUGGCGAAAUGGAUCCAGUAGACUGUAUCCAGCGCUCACAGCAGUGGAACGCAAGAGAUACCAUUCACGUUGGGGAUUACGCUCUUGCCCAACGAACAGCCACAGCCGCCAAGGUUGAUUCCACUGUGUAUCUACUUACGACAAGCCUCGAUGUGGUGAAAACCCCUUUGCAAGCCAUUCUUGAGCAGGAGUUAUCUGCGUUGGGCGUGACAGCAUCUCCCAUCAGCCUGGAGGACAUGAGCGAUCUUUCCGGCAAGACAGUCAUUUCUUUGAUCGAGUUCAACAAUUCUUGGGUGACUGAAUGGUCUGCCGAAAGCUUGUCGCAAUUCCGCUCACUGUUGCAGGCGAAAUGUGUUCUGUGGGUCUCUCCAAUUCCUAAAGAGGUUGAGAAUGCACACUCAGCGGGUGGGUUUGGUGCUACUACAGGUAUUCUUCGCACUUUGCGGAAUGAGAAACCUGGUAUUAGACUACCACAACUGCAAUUCAACCCUGCUGAUGCGAACGGUGAAAGUGGUCUGGCACAGAGCAUCUUGCAGGUGUUACAGCUCACACUUUCCGGUGUCUCUCGUCGCAAUGUGGAACUUGAGUACCGUUUAGUGAAUGGUUGCCUGCUAGUUCCCCGGGUAAAGGCUACGGAGUUGGUAGACGAGGGAAUGCACACCAUGGUUCAUGGCCCACGACCCGCACUUUCAUCUCUUCCUGAGGACUCACGCGCGCUACUCUUCCAGGUCGAUUCUCAAGACUCCCGGAGUGGUCAUUGGGUGGAGCACUCUGGCUUCAGAGCUCCACUGCCAGAAGAUCAGGUCGAGGUUGAGUUGCAACUGCAGACUAUCAGGGCGCCUGGGACUUUAUCUAGUAGCAUGCCCGAGGCUCAAAUCUCAGCAUUCGAAGCCGUCGGCAUUGUUCGUGAGCUCGGCUCAGAAAUUGAUGGUCACCUUGCGAUUGGAGACACUGUCGUGUUGCUAGCACCCAGCCCGGGAACAAUGGCGGGCAUGUCGACUCGGGUGAGGUUACCACCUUCGUCCAUGGUUAGGUUGCCAGUCAACCUAUCUCCGACGCAGGCGGUAACCAUGCCCAUUGCAUACACGCUCGCAUAUGCCAGCUUGUUUGAUGCUGCACGCCUCGGCCCUAACUCAUCAGUGCUUAUUGUCGGGCCGGUCAGCCAAACCCUACAGGCUCUUAUCAAUUGCGCCCUGGAUGUCUCAGGCAUUCAACUGUUUGUUGCAGUUGAAAAUGCUACUGCUGUCGAGAAGAUAGCUUCGCAGUUCUCUAUUUCCCCUGACUACAUCUUCACUCUCAAUGGAGGCCUAGAUGCGAGUGUUCUGUCAAAGACAAACCAGAAAGGUGUGACGGCUGUCAUCUCGUGCUUUGGAGGCUGGAUCGGUCGGGCUGCCGCACGCUGUUUGAGUCUGGGAGGUCAUUAUGUUGAUCUCAGCUCCAAGAUGGGCGCUACAACACUUCCAGCUUCAUUCUUCUCGCGAAGUUGUACCUUCACUGCACUGAAUCUCAAUAGCAUGUUGCAAAGUGAUCCUGAAAAGGUCUACUCAUACUUCCGUCGCGCUACCGCUAAGCGAAGACCGCAUCACCAUUUCGAUCCUGUCAGCGUCUCUCCCGUCGCCGACUGGGCUGGUGCAGAAGACCAUACCCGACAGACGGGUGCACGAUCGGUCGUUGAUCUUCAAGACACUACUCCAACUCUUGUUGUACCGCCACUCCCAGAAACUGUUGUUCUCUCUGCGCAGCACACAUUCGUCCUCGCAGGUGGCCUGGGAACACUUGGGUUGGCUCUGGCAAGAAGCCUUGUUGACAUCGGCGCGCGUCAUAUUGUAAUCUUGUCUCGCUCUGGAGUUGUCCGAGAUGCUCAUCUACCUCUCAUCAAAAGUCUGUCAGAUGAUGGGUGUCAAGUAGAUAUUCAUAGCUGCGACAUUUCCAGUCAAACAGAUCUUCAGGCAUUUGCUUCUCACGCCGAAUCCCAGAACUGGCAAAUCAAAGGUAUAUUGCAGUGUGCGACCACACUGAAGGACGGGAUGUUUGACACAAUGACUUUCGAUGACUGGACAUAUGGAACGAAAGCUAAGAUCUGCGGCACGCUGAACUUACAUCAGGUCUUUGCCAACGCAGAUCUGGACUUCUUCAUUACUCUAUCAUCAGUCGCGAGUGUCAUCGGCAAUAUGGGGCAAACGAACUACUCCGCCGGCAAUGCCUUCAUGGACGAGCUGAUGGUCUGGAGGCAAGCUCAAGGCCUGUCAGGAAACAGUAUUAACAUAGGCCUUGUUCCGGACGCAAACGGUGUAGGCGACGUGGCUGAGUCCCCCGAAGAACGCCACAGCCGCUACAGUCAUUUGGAAGGAACGAAAAUCUUCACGCACGAGAUUCAGACCUUGGUUCAAUUCAUCCUGCAGCGUCGCGCUCGGGUACCGGCACAGCUAAUCGCUGGAAUCACUGAUGAUUUGACCCAAGAUGGAGGAGCUGUGUGGCGCUACGACCGCAAGUUCGAUCAUCGAAUCUGUCUUGUUCAUGAGGAAACUGGUGCUACUUCUGCGCAGACCAGUACGCUUCUGAAGAAGUCAAGCUCCAUGGAGGAGGCUGUCCAAGUAGCUACUCAGGCUAUGCAGGAAUAUUUGGCGGCAGCGAUGGCCACAACUGCUGAUACAAUUGAUACAGAACUUCCCUUGUCAGCACUAGGUGUGGACUCUCUCAAGGCGACGGAAUUGCAAAACUGGGUUGUGCGCGAGAUGGGAGCAGAGCUAUCGUCUUUUGAGUUUUUGGGUAGUCAGCCGCUGAAGAUGUUGUCUGAGACUAUCGCAGGUCGAAGUACUUACGUUACUGUUGAUUAG
This is a messenger RNA of Penicillium nucicola, 7089 nucleotides long. RefSeq names its product type I polyketide synthase. NCBI's taxonomy places the organism in Eukaryota, Fungi, Ascomycota, Eurotiomycetes, Eurotiales, Aspergillaceae. The transcript is spliced from 7 exons. Gene Ontology annotation, biological process: fatty acid biosynthetic process; secondary metabolite biosynthetic process. Gene Ontology annotation, molecular function: phosphopantetheine binding; oxidoreductase activity; fatty acid synthase activity. The coding region runs from base 1 to 7089 and encodes 2362 amino acids. The record is from RefSeq and is a predicted model, not a curated record.